AUGAGCAAUAGUGAUCUGGAAAUCUGCCACCUCCAAUACGCCGAUGAUACAGCCUUUACCCUCCAAGCAGAUUUGGACAUCUUACUCAACACUAGAAGAGUCAUUUGGUGCUUCCAUAUCAUCAUUGGUCUUCACAUCAACUUUCAUAAGGGCUUUCUCUACGGGGUUGGCAUUGGCCAAUCUACUCUCGCUGACUGGGCAACAAUCAUCAACUGCAAAACUGACUCUCUACCUUCUUCGUACCUUGGCAUCCCUCUUGGUGCCAGCCAGAGUUCCCUUCAUGCCUGGCAACCGGUGAUUGAUAAACUUGAAGCUCGCCUCUCAUGCUGGAAAGCUAGAAAGCUCUCCAUGGGAGGUCGAAUCACCAUUCUUAACUCGGUCCUUUCUAGCUUGCCAAUCUAUUUUACGUCUCUAUUUCACAUUCCUGCAAGAGUUAGAGAUAAGCUUGAAAGGCUGCAACGGAGGUUCCUUUGGAGCGGAUCGUCGCCCUCGAGAAAGAUCCACCUUGCCAACUGA
This is a messenger RNA of Theobroma cacao (cacao), 516 nucleotides long. RefSeq lists its product as uncharacterized. The record is from RefSeq and is a predicted model, not a curated record. NCBI's taxonomy places the organism in Eukaryota, Viridiplantae, Streptophyta, Magnoliopsida, Malvales, Malvaceae.